Pseudopipra pipra is the source of this 648-nucleotide messenger RNA. RefSeq names its product actin nucleation-promoting factor WASL-like. The coding region runs from base 196 to 648 and encodes 150 amino acids. Lineage: Eukaryota; Metazoa; Chordata; Aves; Passeriformes; Pipridae. The record is from RefSeq and is a predicted model, not a curated record. Gene Ontology annotation, molecular function: carbohydrate binding. The transcript has 5 exons.
CCCUGUGCCCCCUGUGCCCCCCUGUGCCCCCCAGGUCUGAUCCGGGGUGCCCUGCCCUUCGGGCUGGCCCGUCGGGAGCUGGCGUGUGAGGGGUACCCGCUGGAGCUGCGCUGCCCCGGCAGCGACGUCGUCCUCGUGGCCGACGCCAACUACGGCCGCACCGACGACAAGAUCUGCGACGCCGACCCCGGGCAGAUGGCGAACGUGCAGUGCUACCUGCCCCAGGCACACCCCAUCAUGGCACAGAGGUGCAACAACCGCACCCAGUGUGUGGUGGUGGCCGGAUCCGACGCCUUCCCCGACCCCUGUCCCGGCACCUACAAGUACCUGGAGGUGCAGUACGACUGCGUGCCCUACAUAGAAGUGGAACAAAAAGGGCCCAACCCGAGCCCCCCCGGACCGCGGGGCCCCCCCGAGCCUCCUCUCUGCAGCCGCCGCCGGACUCCGGGACCACGCGCGACCCCCCCCCCCUUCCAGACCCCCCCCGCCCCCAAAACACGGGGGGUCCCCUCAACCCUCCCCCGAACCGGGGGGACCCCCCCAAACCAUCCCCCCCCCCCCCGUGUCUCCGUCGCGCUCGAUCGUCCCUGGCUGUGGGUCCGGGGGGGGUGGGAAGAGCCCCCCUAUUUAGGGACCCCCCCGAUUUAG